UCUUAGCAGGCAAAACAAGAAUUUGUAAAGGACAAAUCGUUUUGAGACUUUUUCCAAAUAAAACCCUAGCACCUCAUUGUAUGCUCAAUGUCAACAUCUCUUCAGCCUCUUCCAAUCUCCCACACAGUGCACUCGCCAUCCCUUCUCCCUUACAAAGUGGCUGAUUGAUCAUCUCAAGUUUCUUGAUAAUCCAUUGUACAUUGGUGGUGACUCCUACUCUGGUUUGGUUGUUCCAUCAUUGUUCAGGAAAUUUUAACCGGUAAUGAACUUGGGCAUCAACCAACAAUGAACCUACAAGGAUAUUUGUUGGGCAAUCCAGUGACAGAUGUCCAUGAUGACCAAAAUUCAGCUAUCCCAUAUGCUCAUCGUGUAUCACUCAUUUCAGAUGAAAUCUAUGAGUCAACUAAACAAAGUUGCUAUGGUGAAUAUAUGAAUAUAGAUCCAAACAAUGCAGCAUGUCUAUAUUAUUUUCAAAUUGUCUCUGAUAUUUGAUGAUGCAAUAGCAGCGGCUCAAAGAGCAGCACGGCUGGACUCAAGCAACAAGGAAGUGAACAUUGUGGUUAGGAGGACACGGGCGGUGGCAAUGGCUCAAUCCAACGGUAACGAUUUGUUCAGGGGAUAAAGAUACUCAGAGGCUUGUGUUGCAUAUGGAGAGGGACUCGGCCAUGACCCCUACAACUCGGUGUUGUUGUGCAACAGAGCCACUUGCAGGUCCAAACUUAGUCAAUUUGAGAAAGCAAUCAAGGACUGGACUGCUGCCCUUAAUGUGCGCCCAUCUUACAGGAAAGCCAGAUUAAGAAGAGUCAAUUGCUAUGCCAAGGUUAUGGCAAGCAAGACAAAGAUCUAUAUUGUGCUCGAGUAUGUUGGCGAGGGCGAGCUUUUUGACAAAAUAGCCAAACUAGGAAGACUUAAAGAGGAUGAGGCUAGGAGAUAUUUUCAGCAGCUCAUUAAUGCCGUAGACUACUGCCACAGUAGAGGCAUGUACCAUAGAGACUUAAAGCCCGAGAACCUGCUUCUAGACUCAUUUGGUGUUCUCAAGGUUUCAGACUUUGGAUUGAGUGCAUUUUCCCAGCAAGUGCGGGAAGACGUGCUGUUUCACACUGCCUGUGGAACCCAAAUUAUGUUGCUCCUGAGGUGCUCACCGAUAAAGGUUAUGAUGGUACAGCAGCUGAUAUAUGCUCUUGUGGGGUCAUUCUGUUUGUUCUUAUGGCUGGAUACUUGCCUUUUGACGAGCCGAACCACAUGGCUUUGAAAGCAGUCAAGAACUUAGUUUUUUCAAGUGUUUUUAAUUUUUUAAUAUAUGUAAUCACAGGUACAUUUUUUUUUAUUAAUUUCUUUGUAUAUACUUUUGAACAUUUAACUUUCAUUUAUGAAAUAUAUGACGUUAUUCCAUUCAA
Camellia sinensis is the source of this 1397-nucleotide messenger RNA. The record is from RefSeq and is a predicted model, not a curated record. NCBI's taxonomy places the organism in Eukaryota, Viridiplantae, Streptophyta, Magnoliopsida, Ericales, Theaceae.